AAGCAGAAAAGCAAGAGAAGCAAAACUCAGUUCCCUGUGAACUCAAGAGGCUCUGCCCAGAAGGGAUGCAACCACUUAUUUCAGCAUUAAAUAUCCAGACACAGACAGUACAGACCCAGCCUGCUCCAAGAAACACAUCAGAGCCCUGCCCUCUGCCUGCCUGUGUUGCCCAGGAAGAGCAUGGGGAUACUGUUGACGGCUCCAUCGCAAGGACUGAGCCAGCUUCAGGGGAAAUUUGGAGACAGACACACACGGAGGGAGAGUAUCAUGUGAACACAAAGGCAGAGAUCAGUGUGAUACUGGCAAACCAAGGAGCACCAAGGAUUACCAGCAGGCCACCAGAAGUGAGGAGAGAGGCCCAGGACAGAUCCCUCCCUAGCACCUUCAGCCCGCGUGGCCUCACUAACACUUUGAUCUUGGGCUUCUGUCCUCCAAAACUGUGAGACAAUCAAUUUCUGCUGUGUAAGCCACCUGGUCUAUGGCACUUUAUUAUAGCAGUCCCAGAAAACUAAGAUGGAACUCCCCCGCUAGUCACUGUCUUCCCUCUCUUCACACUGCCUUCCCUUACUGUGGCUACUUA
Chlorocebus sabaeus (green monkey) is the source of this 580-nucleotide messenger RNA. NCBI's taxonomy places the organism in Eukaryota, Metazoa, Chordata, Mammalia, Primates, Cercopithecidae. The record is from RefSeq and is a predicted model, not a curated record.